Cylicostephanus goldi is the source of this 300-nucleotide messenger RNA. The record is from the annotation of a GenBank genome assembly. Lineage: Eukaryota; Metazoa; Nematoda; Chromadorea; Rhabditida; Strongylidae.
AUGUCUCGGGUCGGUGUGUUUGGCCAGAUUUCCGAGAUCACCAACGAUCUCUUCUUGUCCGGUGCUGGAUGUUUGAAACCGGAAAAAAUCAAGCAAAAACGGAUAUGCUUUAUAGUGAAUGCGACCACAGAAGAACCGAACGCAUAUAUUCAAGGAGUUGAAUAUAUGAAAGUUCGGAUAGAUGACCAUCCAUAUGCACGUAUUCAGGACUACUUUGAUCAAGUAGCAGACAAGAUCAAGGCCGUUAAGGUAUGGUUCAGUUACUUGAGGAAAAUUCUUGGAAAUGCCAGAAGCACCUGA